GUGUGAGGAACUGAAACGCUUGAAGCGGAUGGAUGAAGAGCUCUCUGUUCUGGUAGAGAUAACACUCUACAAACUAAGGUGAAAAAAAACCAACCAAACAAACAAACAAACAAUAAAACAACGCAACGACACCGCCUGGGUUUCAACUGGAAUGUUUACUUCAGCGUCUCCUCAAAAGGACUUUGUCAUCCGCAUAUGGUGUCUUCUCUUUAAACGGUGUAGCAGUCUCCAUGGCGACGAGCGCUGUGCCCGGGGACAACCUGCCCACUUAUAAGCUGGUGGUGGUGGGUGACGGCGGCGUGGGCAAGAGCGCCCUCACCAUCCAGUUCUUUCAGAAAAUCUUUGUGCCUGAUUACGACCCGACCAUCGAGGACUCCUACCUCAAACACACCGAGAUCGAUGGACAGUGGGCCAUACUGGAUGUACUGGACACAGCAGGCCAGGAGGAGUUCAGUGCUAUGAGAGAGCAGUACAUGAGGACUGGAGAUGGUUUCCUCAUAGUGUUUUCAGUGACGGACAAGGCCAGCUUUGAGCACGUGGACCGUUUCCAUCAGCUCAUCCUGAGAGUGAAAGACAGGGACUCCUUCCCGAUGGUCCUCGUUGCUAAUAAAGUCGACUUGGUGCAUUUGCGCAAAAUCACGAGCGAACAGGGGAAGGAGAUGGCGAUGAAACACAGCAUCGCAUAUAUCGAGACGAGCGCAAAGGACCCGCCCAUGAACGUGGAUAAAGCCUUCCAUGAGCUCGUGAGAGUGAUUCGGCAGCAGGUUCCGGAGAGGGCCCAGAAGAAGAAAAAAACAAAAUGGCGGGCUGACAGGCCGUCCGGAUCAGCCAGGCUUCACUGUGUCCUACUAUGACUGUUUGUUUCUCUCUGGGCACGUCAACCACGCGAUGAUGGCUUGGACUGUUAACACACACACACACACACACACACACACACACACACACCACAGAGCUCCUUAAAUGUAAUAAUACUGCACACAGUGUUUUCACUUCAGUCCAGCCAAUUCAGGAGACAAAUCUUGCCAUCCAGUGUUCUUAAGGUGUGUUAUUAAAAAAAAUGGUUUAAUAGAAAAAUCCAUUGCUCCGUUUUAUGCCCAAGCUCCUAAACCGGUCGUCGACUCAUUUGGAAGACGGAACGAGUCCAGGAAUCGAGCGCCGUUUCACUCGGAGAACAAUUCAGAGACGCCCCCGACGAGGCCUUGUUUUUGUACACGUUUGUACCUUUUUUUGUGUGUGUGUUUUGUCCCAUUAUUGUAAAACGAUCCUUUAACAGCACAAGGAUUUGUUAGCUCAGAUUUUUACUGCGCCACGAGGAAACAAAGGCCUUCGAGUGAACGAGAUGGCGGAUGAACUUUUAUAAAUACCGAGACGGAAUAAACCAUCUAUUCUGUAAGUGCCACUAAACGCAGAAGCCAUUGCUCAAAGCCAUUUUGCUAAUUUCACACCAAAACGCACGAAUCACGUUGCUGGAGUUAGGAACUGCUAGUGUUUGUGUAAACGCACUUAAGGAGCAUCAGGUAACUAGCAAAUGUACUGGGUAAUACAUUGCAAUUUUAGGUGGCGCAUCGUUUAUUGUAGGUGGCAGUCGGUAGCGUUGCUGCAUCACGGUUCCAGGGUCCUCCGGUCCGAUCCUGAGCUCAGGUUACUGUUUGUCUGGAGUUUCACACGUUCUCCCAAAGUUCUCCGGGUCCUCCGGGUUUCUUCUCACUGUCCAGGUAGGCGGAUUAGCUAUGACAAACGGUGUCAGGAUUUAUUCCUGGGAAAGACUUCAGAUCCGCCGCAACCCUGACCACGACGAACGAACGCGUUGCGAAUUGAGGUCGGCACAAAGAUGGAGUUUGGACUGUACAAAUCAACUGUAUCGCGUAAACCAAAUCUUUUUAAGACAUCAGUUUCGGUUUAUCGGCUUCACAGCACAUCGAGCAUGUCUAGUCAUUCGGUAACGCAAUAGUACACGUUUCCCAGAAGAAACCCAGAGGAAUGUUUGCUAAUCUCUUGAAUGUCAGUGAAGAAUCAGAUCAGUGUACCACAAACGCUGUCAUUGCACAAACUGUUCCACGUAACGGUGUAACAGUGUAACAGUACUGUUACAGUCUCCCGUUUUCUUUAUUAUUAUUAUUAUUAUUAUUUUUUUUUUUUAUCUUGUUUUUUUAAGAACGAUCCACUCACCUUGAACUUUGUACUUACAGUAUGUUCAUCUCAAACACACUGCUGCUUUAUUUAAAGCUUUGCUUUUGCUUGUGAAGUUUUGUGAAAGAAUUGUCU
This is a messenger RNA of Ictalurus furcatus (blue catfish), 2265 nucleotides long. RefSeq names its product muscle RAS oncogene homolog b (gene mrasb). Gene Ontology annotation, biological process: signal transduction. The coding region runs from base 231 to 854 and encodes 207 amino acids. Gene Ontology annotation, cellular component: plasma membrane. NCBI's taxonomy places the organism in Eukaryota, Metazoa, Chordata, Actinopteri, Siluriformes, Ictaluridae. Gene Ontology annotation, molecular function: GTPase activity; GTP binding; GDP binding. The record is from RefSeq and is a predicted model, not a curated record. The transcript has 6 exons.